CAUGUCCACAACAGGUGUUGACGCAAUUGCAUCAAAUGGAGCACAGCAUGGUGAUCUAGAUUUUGACAUGGAAGCAGCAACACAAAAUCAUGUACGUGGAAUUACGGCGGCAUUUUAAAUUCACAAUGGUUUCGUGUUACAAAACAAACCAUUCUCUUCGCUUUCUUGAUUAACCGUAACUGCGUUAUAGAAAAUCUGUAAAUCAAACGUGAGUAUUCCAAUGCCAAGAUAUGCACGCUGACUGACAACAACGAGGAUCGUGGGAUUGAACUGGAAAUCCAACAGACAACGAAAAGCCGAAGUGAAUUCACUUUCACGUACAAUGUCAUACUUUUCUACGCCCUCUUCUCGCGUUGUCUGUUUGGCCAACGUUUGGUCCCUUAGUACAGCGUUUGAGCAAUAACCCUGUAGUACAGUAUAUAAAGAAAUGAUUAAAGAAGGAAAAGCAUCAGUUGUUCAACUGUCUCAGCUCUCCCUCUAACUCUCAACAUGAAGAUCGCAAUGAUUGCCGUUCUCCUCGCCGUUGCUGGCGCCCAAGCCUAUCAACAACCAAAUUACAAAUCAUCCGAAUACAGCUCUCCUAUGCCUUACAGCUUCGCUUGGGAUGUAAACGAUGAUGCUUCCGACAACCACUACGCUCAUUCUGAAAGUAGUAAUGGCCAUGCAGUCACCGGUUCUUACCGUGUCGCUCUCCCUGACGGCCGAACCCAGAUCGUUACUUAUAGAGCAGAUAGCAAUGGCUACGUUGCUGAUGUAAAGUACGAAGGCCAGGCUAGAUAUCCUGAAUACAAGCCUGUGUCUUCUUAUUCUGCUCCAGUCUACCAAACUCCUGCUCCGAUCUACAGAGCCCCUACCUCUCCGGCCUAUAGAGCUCCAGUCGCCCCGGCCUACCGAGCACCGGCAGCCACCUCCGCCCGUAGAGGUUCGACUGUUGCACCAGGUUACGUAUCUCUCCCUGUACCGUUAGCAUAUAGAGGUUAAUUAAUAGGCCGUGCAAGAGCAAUACGGCUUGUACUCUAGACUUCUACUGAACACUUGAGUAGAGUUUGUUGAGUACAGUUCUUGUCGUAUGCUUACAUAGCUAAAUUACGUUAGUAAAAUAUUACGUUACGGAGACGCAUACCGUUGUAGUGCCGCAUCUAUUUAUUAUGGUAAAUAUAUUUAUGGUUGUAAUACAAAAUAAAAUAGUAAAGC
This is a messenger RNA of Daphnia carinata, 1194 nucleotides long. Its product is annotated as cuticle protein 18.6-like. The record is from RefSeq and is a predicted model, not a curated record. Lineage: Eukaryota; Metazoa; Arthropoda; Branchiopoda; Diplostraca; Daphniidae. Gene Ontology annotation, cellular component: extracellular matrix. The transcript is spliced from 5 exons. The coding region runs from base 490 to 981 and encodes 163 amino acids.